Molecule: messenger RNA, 829 nt
Organism: Owenia fusiformis
Lineage: Eukaryota; Metazoa; Annelida; Polychaeta; Sabellida; Oweniidae
Source: the annotation of a GenBank genome assembly
AUUUAGAGUAUAAAAGUGUUAACAUUUCACCUCUCUACCUCUUUCAUUUGAUACAACAUUGCAUCUCUACAACAUUAACUUCAACAUGAGAAUUAUCGUGGCAUUGGUCGUCAUGGCAACAACAGGAGUGUUAGCAGCAAAGGAGAAAAAAUGCAAAUUCUCCGAAAAUUGCAAGCAUGAAUAUUGGUGUAACAAGGGAAUAUGUGAACCUAUGAAAGACGUAGGAGAAGACUGCAUGAGGAAUGAUGAAUGUAAAGGUCUUUCCAAAUGUGUAUUAGAAAACGAUGUCAAGGUAUGUGAGGAGACGUGCAGAGUUGACAAUGAUUGCCUGCAGUACGAGAAUGGCAGAAAGAAGUAUUGUACUGUUGGAGGCACUGCUGGAACACAGAAAGGCAAAUGUGAGAUGAAACACGAGAAAGGAUAUCGCUGUGCAAGAAGCCCAGAAUGCUUAGGGAAAAUGUACUGCAGGAAUGGACAAUGCCAGGUUGCUGAGGAAGUGGUUAUCUGUAGUCUGAACUGCCAUGGACCAGACCCCAGGAAACCUGAUCACAUCAGACCAGGACAUAUUGUGAACAUCACAUACGCUUGUACAUUUAUUCGAAGGGCGGAGAUGGGACACAAGAACGUGAAGGCCGAAAUAACAUUAGACAAUACGAAGACGCUUGGCAUUGUAAAAGGUGAAUCACCGCAGUAUUUCAGUGGAUUCGUCACCAAGAAAGCCAGGAAAGGAGAGUUCACUGCAAGUUUGAAAGCUGUAAUGACAACGUGUGUGAGCAACAAAGACAGCUGCGCGGCUAACAGAAAAUGCAUUUUAAAUUCUGGACAAUAA